AUGUUUCCAAUUCACGGUUCUGCUACCACUGCUGGUUCUUCAGUGGUUGUCUAUCAGCAAGUGAGGAACCUUUCGAGAAGGAAAAUUGCAUACCCAUUUUAUCCAUUUAAAAGACUGGGCAGAGAACAUCCAAAGAAACAUGAUACUAAUUUAAAGAGUGGAAUGAGGCAAUUCCUCGGUCCACGAAAUUACAAAGGUGAAUACGUUAUGAACAAGUAUUUUCAAGUACCAAGUAAUCACCAGCCCAAUUAUAUCAAACCAGAUUUAGAAAGAGGGCAAAGUCUCAUUCAUCCAAUUACCGGAGAAACUGUUGUACAGAAAUACGAUGGAUCCUUUGGUGAAGUGGAAGAAAACCGUAGGCUGAAAAAUAUGCCAGAAAAAAGACUUUUACAACCUUUCCCAGGGAACAGAAAUUGUCUUACGAACCAUGUAAUAAGUGAAGAUCUCAAAAUGAGGAUUUAUAACGAAAUUCAGGUGGAAGGACUGUCGACACAACAGGUUUCUCAGAAUUACGGAUUAAAGAUUCCAAGAGUAGAAGCCAUUGUCAAGUUGAUGGAGAUCGAAAAGAAAUGGGAGAAACAUAAUCGCAUAACUCCUGAGUUGGAAGUGAUGUCAUCAACUCUUUACAAGAUGUUCCCAGUUUUUGAACCUGAAUCAAAACUCGCUAGGGAGAACUUGAGUGAAAUUCCUGUUCCACAAAGAGCACUAUCAUCAAGAUUUUUAACGAUCGCAGAAUCCGAACCAUUCGGUCCAGUUGAUGCUGCCAAGGUUUUGGAGUUAGAGCCUGCAGCUCAAACCUUGGAAAAGAUGGGAUCUAUCGGUGAGCAUGCGGAAAAUCACAACCAGCAGAAGGGUCCAAGCAAUAGAGUAGUUUACGGUGAAGUUCGUAAAGGUGACAGAUCUGUUUUCAAAUUUACGGAAUCGCGUGUAGGCAAGGUUGGUCACCGUUACGGUGCUGGUAUUCGUGAUAAUAAGAAAGACCGUAAGAUUGGGUUUAACGAAGUGGGACAGAUGGUAUACAUAUGA
Messenger RNA from Zygosaccharomyces rouxii, 1026 nucleotides. RefSeq names its product mitochondrial 37S ribosomal protein mS45 (gene MRPS35). Gene Ontology annotation, cellular component: mitochondrial small ribosomal subunit. Gene Ontology annotation, molecular function: structural constituent of ribosome. The transcript has 2 exons. Gene Ontology annotation, biological process: mitochondrial translation. The coding region runs from base 1 to 1026 and encodes 341 amino acids. The record is from RefSeq and is a predicted model, not a curated record. NCBI's taxonomy places the organism in Eukaryota, Fungi, Ascomycota, Saccharomycetes, Saccharomycetales, Saccharomycetaceae.